Messenger RNA from Melitaea cinxia (Glanville fritillary), 2793 nucleotides. Its product is annotated as collagen alpha-1(I) chain-like. The transcript is spliced from 10 exons. Lineage: Eukaryota; Metazoa; Arthropoda; Insecta; Lepidoptera; Nymphalidae. The record is from RefSeq and is a predicted model, not a curated record. Bases 1 to 2793 code for a protein of 930 amino acids.
AUGGCCGCCAAUAUGGCCACCUUGUCCCUUCCGAGUUCUAGAGUUGGCUCAAAAUCUCCCCGUAAAAAGAAGCCCCCAAAACGUCCUGGAAAUUCACCAGGAAGUUCAGGCAAUCCAAGCAGUUCACCCAGUGGAUCUAGCAAACCAAGUGGCCCCAGUAGCCCAGGAAGUUCUCCCGGAAAUUCGGGCGAACCAAGCAGUCCGGGCAGUUCUCCUGGUGAAUCUAACAACCCAAAUGGCCCGAGUAAUCCAGGAAGUUCCACCGGAAAUUCGGGCAACCCAAGUGGCUCCGGCAGUUCACCCGGUGAAUCUAUCAAUCCAAGUGCUCCUAGUAGCCCAGGAAGUUCUCCCGGAAAUUCAGGCAACCCAAGCGGUCCAGGCAGUUCACCUGGUGAAUCUAGCAAUCCAAGUGGCCCAAGCAGCCCAGGAAGUUCUCCUGGAAAUUCGGGCAACCCAAGCAGUCCAGGCAGUUCACCCGACGAAUCUAGCAACCCAAAUGGCUCGAGCAAUCCAGGAAGUUCCACCGAAAAUUCGGGCAACCAAAGUGGUCCCGGCAGUUCUCCCAGUGAAUCUAGCAAUCCGAGUAGCCCGGGUAACCAAGGCAGUUCUCCCGAUGAAUCUAACAACCCAAGUGGCCUUAGUAACCCAGGAAGUUCUCCCGGAAAUUCGGGCAAUCCAAGCGGGCCCGGUAGUUCAUCUGGUGGACCCAGCAACCCAAGUGGCCCCAGCAACCCAGGAAGUUCUCCCGGCAAUUCGGGCAACCCAAACAGUUCUGGUAGCUCUCCCGGUGGAUCCAACAAUCCAAGUGGCGCCAGUAACCCAGGAAGUACUCCCGGAAAUUCGGGCAACCCAAGCAGUCCCGGUAGUUUACCUGGUGGACCUAACAAUCCAAGUGGCCCCAGUAACCCAGGAAGUUCCCCCGGAAAUUCGGGAAAUCCAAGCAGUCCCGGUAGUUCACCUGGUGGAUCCAGCAACCCAAGUGGCCCCAGUAACCCAGGAAGUUCUCCCGGAAAUUCAGGCAACCCAAACAGUCCUGGCAGUUCUCCUGGUAGUUCCAGCAAUCCAAGUGGCCCUAGUAGCCCAGGAAGUACUCCCGGAAAUUCGGGCAACCCAAGCAGUCCUGGUAGUUCACCCGGUGGACCUAACAACCCAAGUCGCCCCAGUAACCCAGGAAGUUCUCCCGGGAAUUCUGGCAACCCAAGCAGUCCCGGCAAUUCUCCCAGUGGUUCCAGCAACCCAGAGAGAGAUGAAGACGAAGAUGACGAAUCUACAAGCACAACGGGAACCAUUGUCAUCGCUAACCACGAAGGUCCAGGAACGAGUGAAGUGGAUGCAGGAGCUAGUGCAAAAUCUCCCCGUAAAAAGAAGCCCCCAAAACGUCCUGGAAAUUCACCAGGAAGUUCAGGCAAUCCAAGCAGUUCACCCAAUGGAUCUAGCAACCCAAGUGGCCCCAGUAGCCCAGGAAGUUCUCCCGGAAAUUCGGGCAACCCAAGCGGUCCAGGCAGUUCACCUAGUGAAUCUAGCAACCCAAGUGGCCCGAGUAAUCCAGGAAGUUCUACUGGAAAUGCGGGCAACCCAAGCGGUCCAGGCAGUUCACCCGAUGAAUCUAGCAACCCAGGCGGCUCCAGUAACCCAGGAAGUUCUCCCGGAAAUUCUGGCAACCCAAUCGGUCCAGGCAGUUCACCCGAUGAAUCUAGCAACCCAAGCGACUCCAGUAACCCAGGAAGUGCUCCCGAAAAUUCGGGCAACCCAAGCGGUCCAGGCAGUUCACCCGAUGAAUCUAGCAACCCAAGCGGCUCCACUAACCCAGGAAGUUCUCCCGAAAAUUCGGGCAACGCAAGUGGUCCCGGCAGUUCACCCGGUGAAUCUGGCAAUCCGAGUGGCCCGGAUAACCCAGGCAGUUCACCCGAUGAAUCUAGCAACACAAGCGGUUCCAGUAAUCCAGGAAGUUCUCCCGAAAAUUCAGGCAACCCAAGCGGUCCAGGCAGUUCACCCGAUGAGUCUGGCAAUCCGAGUGGCCCGGAUAACCCAGGCAGUUCACCCGAUGAAUCUAGCAACCCAAGCGGCUCCAGUAACCCAGGAAGUCCCGAAAAUUCAGGCAACCCAAGUGGUCCCGGCAGUUCACCCGGUGAAUCUGGCAAUCCGAGUGGCCCGGAUAACCCAGGCAGUUAUCCCGGUGAAUCUAGCAACCCAAGUGGCCCGAAUAAUCCAGAAAGUUCUACCGGAAAUUCAGGCAACCCAAGUGGCUCCGGCAGUUCACCUGGUGAAUCUAGCAAUCCGAGUGGCCCGGAUAACCCAGGUAGUAGCAGCUCUGGAAGUUCUCCAAGUACACCUGGCGGCUCAGCUAGCAAACCUGCGGAAUGCAAACCUAUUAUUAUAUACAGAUAUCCAAGACAUAGACAUCAUAGACACAAGGAGCGUUAUGUUUUGGUACCAGAAAUAACAAUUACGGGUACAGACAAAGAAAACGAUGAGAAUCAGUCACCGUCGGACAAAGGCAGCAAUAUGAAGCCGUCACCUUCAAAUAAACCUGGUCGUCCUUCUAAGACUCCGUCUCCUCGACCAUCGCCGGCACAACCAUCACCGGCACCACCCGCACCACCAUCACAACCCGCACCACCAGCGUCAUCACCAGAUAAACCUGGUCGUCCUUCUAAAACUCCGUCUCCUCGACCACCACCGGCACAACCAGCAUCGGCACCACCCGCACCACCAUCACAACCCGCACCACCAGCGUCAUCACCAGGUAGAGAGAGAUCUUCCUAUCACAUCGAGGUCAUCCGCAUACCCUAG